GCAGUUAGGAAGCAAGGCGAAAGUACAUACCUACGCGAGGGCCAGGAAGAAGCUCAAGGCAUCAUGAUUCCUCGUGUGCUUGGUUUCAUUGCGUGUGGAGCCUGCGCCGCUUCCGCCUUCGUUGCCCCCUCCGUGCUUCGAUCACAGCAGCAGCAUGGCGAUAGAGCUUCACGACACAGCAGCCGAAGCAGCUCCGUGGGCCAUCGCCGGCAGGCGAUGUCGAUAGGAGGGGAGCCGCAGUCCCGCCGAGACGUCAUUGCAGGGGUGGGAAAGUCGGUGGCGGCUGUCGUAGGCGUGACGACGCUAGGGUCGGCCUUAGUCCCGGACGAAGCCGCGGCGUUCGGGCCUAUCAAGAUGGAGCUCACGGAGCCGGAGUACGCCUCGGUCGUGUGCCCGCCAAAAACGCAGGUCCCAGGGGAAAAGGCGGGAGCGGGGCUUAAGCCAGUCUGCGUAAAGGUGACGGUUACGGCGAACAACCCUAGCCCGAAGGAGGUGGUGGACGCGGCGGUCUUCGGGUUCGUGUUCGACGAGGAUUCGACGUCGGUGGUGGCAAACAACCCCGAUGGCGCAUCUGACGCCGGCCAGUUCGCCAUCAUCGACAAGAUUCCCAAGGGCAGCAGCCGGGUCUCCUUCCAGUUUGUGGCGGCCAUCGAGCCCGACGAGGAUUUCAGCCUGAAAAAGCUCAAGUUCAAGUCCCUGAAGGCAAUUUCGUACGCGGGGGGGCAGCAGUACGGCGCGAUCACGGAGUGCGAGAUGAACCCUCUGGCAGCAGAGUGCGACUUCGACUAGAAUCCCAGCCGGCGUUUUGUUCGUUUCGAACGGGUUGGCUUCGUUCAUAGUAUCAUCGCCACAUCUCAACUACAGCACGGUAGAUCGUGGAUGAGCGUAUAUUAGAUCGGACGUUACA
Messenger RNA from Ectocarpus siliculosus, 907 nucleotides. The record is from the annotation of a GenBank genome assembly. Lineage: Eukaryota; Phaeophyceae; Ectocarpales; Ectocarpaceae.